Messenger RNA from Fundulus heteroclitus (mummichog), 7656 nucleotides. RefSeq names its product autophagy related 2A (gene atg2a). The transcript has 42 exons. Gene Ontology annotation, molecular function: phosphatidylinositol-3-phosphate binding. The record is from RefSeq and is a predicted model, not a curated record. NCBI's taxonomy places the organism in Eukaryota, Metazoa, Chordata, Actinopteri, Cyprinodontiformes, Fundulidae. Gene Ontology annotation, cellular component: extrinsic component of membrane; phagophore assembly site. The coding region runs from base 400 to 6429 and encodes 2009 amino acids. Gene Ontology annotation, biological process: reticulophagy; piecemeal microautophagy of the nucleus; autophagy of mitochondrion.
UGACGCUCACUGUGCCAUCAGUUGGCGUAUGACAACAACAAACAAGCCCGAAACAAGAGGGACGCAUCAAACCGGACUCGCUGUAAAUUCGACAGAAACGAAAGUAUGAGCCGAGGGAGCGGCGCUCGGUCGGAGUGAGUCCUCUUCACGGAGCCGAGGAGCCUCGCCGGUCCUGACACGAAGGAUUUAGUAGUUUUAUUGCGUGAAACCCGUGGGAGAAGCGGAGUUACGGCUUGUCCCCCCCCCCCCCUCCUUCCUUAGCUCCCCGUAGCUAGCUGCGGCUCAUUCCUGCCUGCUGAACACUUUGUUUCAGUCUGUUAUGCAGCUUCCAGAGGACUGCAGCCGCACUCCUCCUCCUGCGCCGCCUCGCUGCUCCCUCUCCCCGCGCUCUCCGGCCCUAUGUCUCGCUGGCUCUUCCCCUGGUCGGGCUCAAUCAAGAAGCGGGCCUGUCGCUACCUUCUCCAGCACUACCUCGGUCACUUUCUGCAGGAGCGGCUGAGCCUGGAGCAGCUCGGCUUGGACCUGUACAACGGCAGCGGCACCAUCAGGGACAUCAACCUCGACGUGUGGGCGGUCAAUGAGUUCCUGGAGUCUCUUGGCGCUCCUCUGGAGAUAGUGGACGGCUUUGUGGGCAGCAUACAGGUGACCAUCCCCUGGCAGGCUCUCCUCACCGAUCACUGCACCUUAGAAGUUUCUGGUCUCCAGAUAACGUGUCAGCCCAAGUACCGAACCAGCGGGAAUUGGGAGUCGCAGGGAUGGUCGUCCAGCAUGACCUCCAGCAUGCAGCUGGCCAAGGAGUGCCUAAAGGACCCCCCCGAGGCGUCCGAAGAGCCGCCUGCACCACUGGAGGGGCUUGAGAUGUUUGCACAGACUAUCGAGACAGUUCUUCGUCGCAUCAAAGUCACAUUUAUAGACACCAUCGUCCGCAUUGAGCACCAGCCCCUGGACCUGAAAACAGGUGUUGCCUUAGAGGUGCACAUCCAACGCCUGGAGUACUUUGAUGAAGCCGUGAAAGAUCCAUCCAGCCAGACUGCCGUGCCUGUCGACAUCCACCAGCCUCCUGCCUUUCUGCACAAGAUCCUCCAGCUGAGCGACGUUCAGCUGCUCUACGACAUCAUCGGUGUUGCACAGGGUCCUCCUGGGAUGGUCCACCUAAAUUCAGCCACAGCCAGUGAAGGAGAGGAAGAAGAUGAGGAGGGAGAGGAAGAAGCCAAACCCUUGAAAACCACUCCCUGCCCCCCGUCUCAGCCGCUGCCUAUAGGGCGCUGCUCAGGUUUCAUAGAAACCACGGUGAAGAUCAAACAGAACGACAUGCUGCCUGGACCAAAGCUGGAGUUGGACGGGAAGGUGGGCUGCGUCCACCUGCUGCUGUCUCCGGAUCAAAUAACGCAUCUGUCGGACCUUUUGGCGGCGCUGUGCAUAGACACUGAGCCUGAGCAGAAGUGUGGUGGAGCAAACAGUCGGCCAUUAGACUCAGAAGACCUGCGAUUGAUUGAGGAGGACCUGAAUAAGCAGCUGGGAUCCAGUCCCAAAGACAGGGAGUGGGAAAACGAGCCUGACCUGGAGACCUACAUCACCAGUCUGGAGAACGGAGAAAUGUUUUACUCCAUGGGCCCAGCGGGGAUGAGCAGCAGUGUGGCGUCUACACGCUGCGGCAGCGAGCUGUCAGACAGCGACAUGGAGUCCUCCACGCACAGUCUGAGCAGCCUGGCGCACCCAGCACCGCUGUCAGCACAGGGUCUGGUAAAUUGUCCUCGAAGAUAUCCUGUACCAGGAUGCUUAUCCAGUCUGCCACAUGCCAGCAGGAUCAGAGGGCGCUCGCACAGCGGCCAGGCAGAGCAGCUGAAACCCGAAGCCUUGCUGCGCCUGACCAUCGGUGGGCUCACCCUAACCAUGCUGCAGGAGGACCCACCUUCUGACGGACCCUCGUCAUUAGCUCAGGUGUCUCAGGCGUUCUUCCAAGGGCUGCUGUCCUUCAAGGACAAGAUGUUCACCAAUAAAAACUUCAACCAUCUGAGAGACAGUUUCGCCACAGCCUGCCCUCUCUCCCACCUCAGGUUGACGGGGGCGGCGGUGCAGGUGACGUGCGAGACUCGCAGCGGGAGGCGGCGCUGUCGGGCUGUGACUUCAGACCUUUCCUUCAGCCGGCUGGAGCUGUUGGAGUGCCUUUGGCAGGAUGGGAAACAUCAGUACUGUGAGUUGCUUCAGUUCCAGAAAGCUGGAUUGUUUCCAGUCGGAGCUGCAGCCAGACCGUGUGCCCAGCUGCACUACAGCCUCACCGAAAGACGCCUGCGGAAAGGCAAGCAGCACGUGGUGCGGCGGGACAGCGUGGUGCGGGUAGAGCUGGCGGAGCUGAGCGCCGAGCUGGACCUGGACAUCCUCAGCCGCCUGGGGAGCCUCAGCAGAGCCUUGAGCCGCUGUCCGAGCCAGAACUCUGGACCAGGACUCAUACAGACCCAGAGCAAUGAGCUUUACUCCUCAUUCACCCUCCUGUCCCCCAACGCCGUGAUCAGACUCCGGUUCCCCAUCCCAGACCUGCGACCUCUCGGCCUGCGGCGGCCGCCGUCUCAGAGGGCGGUGCGGGAGGAGACCUUGGUGCUGGAGCUGACGGAUCUGGAGCUGAAGCACCAGGAGGCGCCGGAUCUGCAGAGCGAGCAGCCGGCCCCGGGCCAGCCGUGGGCUCCCUGUCUCACCCAGCUGCUGGAGGCCUCUUUCACAGACAUGCAUGGAUCGUAUGAGAGCUGGGAGGGAGGCUCCUUCCCCUGCAUCAGAGUGAUGAAGAACCUCGACUCCGUGCCGAGGAUAUCGGUGCGCGUGCGCGGAGGUGAAGCUCAGGGCCCAGCAGCGGGUCUGAGUGGGAUGAACCUGGGCCUCAUCAAAGAUCUCAGCACCACCUUCUUUGAAAGCCACUGUGAAUUCAACGAGAAAUCCAGCUCUCCGUUUUCUUCAAACCGCACCAUGUUUGAGACGGAGGAGAUGGUGAUUCCUGCCGACCCGGAGGAGAUGCUCCAGUUUCAGGAGCAGUGCGUCGCUCAGUGUCAGUGUGCGGUGGACUUCAGCCUGCCGCUGGCGUACAUCCUCCUGCCCAGCAAGGAGGCCUUCCAGAGCAUCUACAACAGGAUCAAUAAUGACCUGUUGAUGUGGGAGCCGCCUCCCCCUCCUCCCCCCUCAGCCCACAGCGCCGACCAGAGCCGCCGUCCCCACGACGAGUUCCAGCUGUGCAAGUCGGCCUUCCAACUGGACUCUGACUCGGAUGAGGACGAGCCUCCGUUUUACUUGGCCAGCGAAUCCUCUGGAAGGACGCAGCCGUCAGCUCCUCUUCCCAGCCACAACCUCAGCCUCCUCUCCCUCACUGUGAUUAUCGGGAAAGGUCGCCUGCAAGCCAGAACUGACAGGAAGGAGGACCAAACUCAAGGAGAGAUUGUGCUCGACCUGGAAGGGGGGAAGAUUUUCAGUGUGGCGCAGCAUCAAAAUGAUCCCAACCUCAGCUUCCUGACUCUGGAGAGCAAACGAGUGGAGCUCUACCAUCGAGCCGUGGUUCAAGACACCUCCAUCCCAGAGAGGCUGGAGAUGCCCAGCUUCACACCACCCAAAGACCUGGACCCUACCAUCUACCCCACGGAGGUGGGAGUGAGCAGCGUGAGAGGACGGGAAGGCGAUCCGCAGAUGUUGUCCACGGCCAUCAGGAUCACCCUGGACCUCCAGAGGAACGUCAAGGAGUUCCUGGUGGCUCUCCAGCUGCAGGGCGCCACCAUGAGGCAUUACGUGACGCAGACCAACCAGAGCUGGCACGAGCAGCUGAUUGACUUUCUGGACGUUAUCGACGACCCCAUCCUGGGCUACACUGCGCCGGCCGUCAUCACCGUCCUCCACACACACCUCGCCAGCUGUGCCGUAGACUACAGGCCUCUGUAUCUGCCCCUGAGAGUGCUGUUCACAGCAGAAUCAUUUUCUCUGUCCAGUAACAUCAUCGUAGACACCGCCACCUUCCACCUCAGAUUCAUCCUGGAUGAUUCUGCUCUCUACCUCUCUGACAAAUGUGAGACUGACACGGUGGACUUGAGGAAAGAUUAUGUGUGUGUUCUGGACAUUGACCUGCUGGAGCUCGCCAUCACCACAUGGAAAGGCAGCGAUAGCGGGAAGCUGUCCCAGCCUCUCUUCGAGCUGCGCUGCUCCAACAACGUGGUGCACCUGUACACCUGCGCGGAUUCCUGCGCCGCCCUCGUCAAUCUGCUGCAGUACCUGGUCACCCAGGGCGACCUGCACCCGCCGCCCCGCCACACCUCACCCACUGAAAUCGCUGGCCAGAAAUUACCGCUGUCAGAAAGUCCUGCGUCUCUGCCUCCCUGUCCUCCAGCGGAGACGGCGGAGAUCAACCAGUACGACCUGGCUGAUGCCUUAAUCGACACAGAGAAGAGCCACAGAGACAACGGUUCAGAACCAGAUUCUCCGUCGGUGCCGAGGGGCUCGCCCGUGUCUGUCUACUUGUUUCCUGGCGAAGGCUCGAAGCCGAGCCCGGCUGUCCCGCAGAGGGAGUACUCUGAGCUCGACGGGCUGGUUGCCACAGCCGUGGAGGCGCAGCCUGAUAUGAUGCUGGAUGACGGCUCUGAGGGCUCCACCGAUAACGACGACUUCUGCAUCCUGGAGGCCCCUGGCAUGGGCAUACCUUCCAGGGACGGGGAGCCCGUGGUGACCGUGCUGUCUCAGGGCCCCAUCAGGGUGAAGGACGGCCACUUUUCCAGGCCCCGAGGAAGCUCCGACCUGCUGCGAGCUCCCAGCUGGUUCCCAGUACCGCAGACGCGGGUGGUGCUGAAGGAGAUCUCUGUGGUGUGGCAUCUCUACGGGGGCAGGGACUUCGGCGGCAAGCCGAUGGGCGCACAUGCUCAGAACUCAAACAGGGGCCGCUCUGUCCCCGCCGGUGUCCGCGGGUCUCCGUCUCGUUCCGUCACCUCCUCUCGUCCCCAGAACUCCUGGCGUUGGGCUGGAGGCAGCGGCCGUCAGCACUCCCUGCUGAUGGAGAUCCAGCUCACCAAGGUGUCCUUCCAGCACGAGUCGUACCCGGCGGCGGCGGUGGCAGGGCAGGAUGGGGAGGGCUCGCUCGGCGCCGCGGCGGGUCCCAGUGGGGAGCAGCCUCUCUGCAGGCAGGUCUUCAUCGUCCAGGAGCUGGAGGUUCGAGAUCGACUGGCCUCUUCGCAACUCAACAAGUUCCUCUACCUCUACACGAGCGAGAGCAUGCCUCGCCGAGCCCACUCCAACAUGCUGACUGUGAAGGCCCUGCAAGUAUUACCAGAGUCGGGACUCGGCGGACCCGAGUGCUGCCUACGGGUCAGCCUGCUGCCGCUGCGACUCAACAUUGACCAGGACGCUCUGUUUUUCUUGAAGGACUUUUUUAGCAAUCUAGCAUCCUCUGUAAACCCCUACAUGCCUGUGGACCCUGCUGCUGAAGUGAAGGUAGAUCCUUCCCAGAAAGGAUCUGAGGAAGCCGGGGCAAACGCUGGUCUGGGGCCUGACCUCACGGCUUCUGUGGAAACCACCUACAGCGAGCAGAGCUCCUCCUCGGCCGGCUCUUCCUCGUCCUCCUCUGAGCAGCCAAUCUACUUCCGGGAAUUUCGUUUCACUUCUGAAGUGCCUAUCUGGCUGGACUAUCAUGGCAAACAUGUGGUCAUUGAGCAGGGGACGUUUGCAGGGAUUCUGAUCGGCCUGGCUCAGCUGAACUGCUCAGAACUGAAGCUGAAGAGGCUCUGCUGCAGACAUGGUCUCCUCGGUGUUGACAAGGUGAUCCAGUACGCCGUCACAGAGUGGCUGUCGGACAUCAGGAAGAAUCAGCUGCCGGGCAUUCUGGGAGGCGUGGGCCCCAUGCACUCUGUUGUUCAGCUGUUCCACGGAGUGAGGGAUCUCUUCUGGUUGCCUAUAGAGCAGUACAGGAAGGACGGGCGCAUUAUCCGAGGUCUCCAGAGGGGGGCGGCGUCCUUCGGGACCUCUACAGCAUCGGCGGCUCUGGAGCUUAGCAACAGGCUGGUGCAGGCCAUCCAGGCCACAGCAGAGACCGUGUAUGACAUCUUGUCUCCGACGCCGCCUCUGAAUCGUUUUGCCAUCACCGAGGGCCGGGCCCCCUCCAGUCGACCCCGCAGGGCCGCGCAACCGGCGGAUCUCAGAGAAGGAGUAGCCAAAGCUUACGACACAGUCAGAGAGGGGGUGAUCGACACGGCUCAGACCCUGUGUGACGUGGCGUCCCGCGGCCACGAGCAGAAAGGUCUCCCAGGCGCGGUGGGCGGCGUCCUGCGUCAGAUCCCGCCCACGGUAGUCCGACCCCUCAUCGUGGCCUCCGAGGCGACCUCCAACCUGCUGGGAGGCAUGCGCAACCAGAUCAAACCCGACGCCCGCAAGGAGGACUUCCUCAAGUGGCGCACGGAGGACGCACAAGAAUGAGGACGGCGUGUCUGUGAAUAAAUGUGUGCGUGCGUGCGUGUGUGUGUGUGUGUGUGUGUGUGUGUGCGUGUGUGUGGGGGAACCCCGAGGUUGAAUGUGGGAUUUGCAUGUCCGUAUGUGUGCGUGGAAUAUUGUUCUACAAUGCAAAAACAGCGCAAAGACUAACUGCUACUGCAGCCACUGACACAGUUUUACAUACAUGUAACCACACCUAAUUCCUCUGCUGCUCAUCAUAUCUGUGUCCCCCCCCCCCCUCCUCCUCCGCCCUUCAGUCUGCAGACGGUUCUUCAUGUCUCCGUUAAAAACAUAUCUCUGUUUUUAUCGUGGCUUUGACUUCAGCCCAACCAGGAGCAGGAAGGAUUAGAACAGGAUGCAGAUUGUGGAUACUUCAUGUCCCGCUAAAUGUGCCGCUUUAAACUGAUUUUGACUUGGUUUAAAGUGAGCAGGAGGUCACACGUUCUCCACACACACACAAAAAAAGAAAUAUGUUCACUACAGAGAGUUUGCACCAAGAAAUCGAUGAUGCUAAAGCGCAGUAAGAAGUGUUGGUGAGUGGUUUUAAUCUGGAAUCAUUGGUUUUGUUUUGAGCCCACUAUGCACCUGCUCCUCUCAGCGCUGUUAAUUUGUGCCAUAAACCUUCCAGAGUGACCUUCUAGGUAGUCUGUGUUGCCUUCCUCAGACGCAUACCCUCCAUAGGUGACUGAAUAGAAACUCAUGAAGCCUCUGAAUCCUGUAGCACUGGACUUCAUGAAGUUAGUUGUUUUUUUUUUCCAGACUGGUGUCAGUCGAUGGUUCUCCUUCCUGCUUCUGUUUUCCAUGAAACAGUUCUGGUGUCUGGACCCAGACCGGCUCUGUCCACAUCUUUAGAUGCCUUCCUAUAUGUUUUUUUUUUUUUUUUUUUUUUUAAAUGCUUCACUAUUUGUUUUGUGUUUAUGUUGAAGCAUAGGUAUUGUUAUACUCGUUUCAUCGUAAGUGUUAUGAGGAUUUCAUUCUGGUGACAAUGGAGGAAGGAAGUUUUACAUUUUUAUCUUUGUUUUUUGUUUUGUUUUUUUUUGUGUGAGGGAUUAUUUGUGUGAAUGUGAGCGAGAUCGUGUGUGAAGGUGACAGGUUUAUGCUUGUUACGCUACUUGUGUGUAAUUACCAUUUACUAUCAAAGUGUAUGAAUGACCUGUAUAUUACAAAAACAAGUAUACAAAUUAAUACAAAAAUAAAAAUAUAAAAAACUGA